AUGCCGGGGCGUGUGAACGCAGGGCUCUGGGACAAGCUGGCGGGUGAGACACUGCCAGAGGAGAAUCCAGAGCACCCAGAGCUCCAACUGGAAUGGGAUUCUGAGAGCUCCUUCUCGGUUGCUUCGCUCAUCAGCAGCGGCAUGGGCACGGUGUUUGGAGAAUACCUCCAGCCUUAUCAGAUGACAGAGGUUCUCCUCGUGGCCAUCGAGGCCUUGACAGCAGACGACAGCUGUGACAGGCAGAUGGGCAGCGACGUCCUGGACAUGGCUGUGACAGACCCUGUGUCCUGGCUGACGGAUGUGCCAAAGAUCAUGAGGUCCAUCCAGACCAACGUGGAGCGCAUCUGCAUGGAGCCAGCCCGGAGCAGCCUGGACUCACUCCUCCUCGUACUGACCAAGUGGUGCCCCAGGGAAGCGGUCAGGAGCCUGUUGGAGAUCUCUCCAACAUGUGACAGCGCUGCCCUGGCCAUGUGGGAGGUGAUGACCUCCGUGCCUUCGGCUUUGUGGACUGUCUUGACGGAGCUGCUCGGGGUGCUCCAGGACCAGCGGCUGCGCAAGGUGUUCAGCAGUGCUGCGGAGGACGCCUGCAUCUAUCCCUUGGCUCUGCUGGUCUGUGCUGACAUUGACAGUGAGGAGUUUGCUGCCCUGUACAAAGCCCAAAGGUUCCUGAGGCAUCCAAGCCCAGUGAUGCUCUCGCUGGUGCUCAGGGGCCUCAUCACGCUUUCAAAGACACCUGAGGCGGCAAGAAAACUACCAGUCCUGCUGCCAGACAUCAUAGAGACCCUGCCAGAUGCCAACACCAAUGUCAAGAAUAAGGCCCUGGUGUUCUGCAGGAACGUGAUGGGCCACAUGAACAGGAAGGAGGCCAACCUCAUCGUUCUGCAGCUGGCAGAGAAGCUCCUGGCUCUCUUUGAUGACGAGUCCAGCCAGGUGCGGGAGCUCUCCAUCAGCCUCUUUGGAGAUGUGAUGAAGACUGUGGUGGGGAGAAAUGAGAAAAAGAUGAAGAAGAAAGUGCAGAGGGUGCUACUGCCGCUGCUCCUCCACAUGAACGACCAGAUGGAGAGCGUGGCCAAGGCCUCGAAGGACGCCUUCCUCACCUGCGCACAGUUCCUGGGGUGGAGGAGGCUCAGCUACCUGGCCGAGACAUGUCAGACACACCUGAUUGCAGAGUUCUUGCUACAGCGCGACAGGAGCAGGGUGGGAGAAUACGUGUGCCAGAGCCAGCCGUACCUGAAGGACGCUCAGGCCAGCUUGCGAGAGGCGGCCGUCAGGUUCAUGGAUGCGGUCUACACACCUGCGUGGUCAAGGGAGGCAGCAGCUGCUGAGAGGGAGCGGGAGCAGCGGCUCCUGGCCGAACGGCUGCACUCCAAAUGGGAGCAGCAGCAGGCAGGGGAGCUCCAGCGGCUGCGGGAGCUGAACCAGCAGCAGCGGGCGGCGCAGAUCCGCCAGCUGCUGCGCUCAAAGGAGGCUGAGCUGCGCGAGCUCCAGGACGUCCUCGGCAAGCUGCGCUGGGACACCAAUGGCGAGCAGGCUGCCCGCAUCCUCCGCCUGCAAGACGAACUGCUGCAACAGAGGAGACUCUUCCAUAAUUACAUCUUGGAGCAGUUCAAGGGCCAGCAGCCUGCUUCCUGCAAGGAGGCCAGGGCCAAGGCUACGGCCUGCCAGCACCUGCAGACCCUCCUGGACACUGGGACCAUCGGGCCCUGCUCUUUGGAGAGCCUCACGGCAUCUCCCUCCUGCCACGCUGGCCUCCAGGAGGAAGGAAGCGGCGUGGAGGUUUUGCUCGAGGCUGUGGGGCAAGACUUGGCGCCGCACAGCUUGCACUCCCCGCCACAAGGAAGUGCCGGCAGCGGGCGGUCUGUGGCAGAGGUGGGCGUUCAGACCGAAUCAGAGAAUCAGGAGGACUGGCUGCUUGGGAGCAGUCAUAGCAGGCUGCUGGAGCAGAACGCCUGCCUCCAGAGCGCCCUGAAAGACCUGGAGAGGCGGUGCCGUGCCCUUCAAGAGGAGAACUGUCUUCUGAGGAAGGGAAGCUCUCCUGAAGUGCGGGAGGAGGUGGAGAAGCUCAAGCAGAAGAGCGCUAAGCUGCAUCUCCUUAAGCAAGCAGCUGUGACACAGGUCAGCGGGCUGCUGCGGAGCGUCUGGAAGGCCGAGCCCGACACGCUGCUGCCCUCCCUGCAGGAACUCUUCGCUGUCAUCUCCACCGCCGGGCUGUGCCUGGAGGAGGAGGCACGCGGAGGCGUGAUGCUCGUGGAUUUGGGUGGACGCGGGGGUGGACGAUGGCCGGGAGGACGUAAGGGAGCUCUGCGCAACUUUUCCCUUCUCCUUUCUAAACAGGGAGAUGACGAAGAGGCAGCGAUUGACCAAGGAAGAACGAGCAACGUCGUCAAUAUUCACUAUGAGAAGGAGGAGUUGGAAGGCCACCGGACCCUGUACGUGGGCGUGCGGAUGCCGCUGGUGAGGCAAAGCCACCGGCAUCACCGUCCCCACAGCCAGAAGCAUCGGGAACGGGAACGGGAGAAGGACUCUGCCCCGACGGAGCAGGGCUACCACUACACUCCGUCCCAGCGAGUGCAGUUCAUCCUCGGGACCGAGGAGGACGAGCAGCACGUUCCCCAUGACUUGUUCACCGAGCUGGAUGAGAUCUGCGUGAAAGAGGGUGAAGAUGCCGAGUGGAAGGAAACGGCAAGGUGGCUGAAGUUUGAGGAGGACGUGGAAGACGGCGGCGAGCGCUGGAGCAAGCCCUACGUGGCCACGCUGUCCUUGCACAGCCUCUCUGAGCUGAGGAGUUGCAUCAUCAACGGGACGGUGCUGCUGGACAUUUGUGCCAACAGCAUCGAAGAGAUUGCAGAUAUGAUCCUGGGCCCGCAAGACCAGUCCACGGAGUUUGACGAGCAUGUGCGGGCAAAAGUUCGAGAAGUCCUACUGAAGAAGCAUCACCAUCAGAAUGAGAAGAAAAGAAACAACCUUCUUCCCAUCGUCCGCUCGUUUGCUGAUGUGAGCAAGAAGCAGUCAGACCUGCACCUCCUUGACAAGCCAGCCCAAACACUCACCCCGCAUCCUUCUCCUACCACUGCAGAAGCUAAAAAUGGGGUGAACCACGAGAGCAACGCGAUGGACUUAAGCAAGGCGCAGCUGCAUUUCAUGAAGAAAAUUCCCACCGGGGCUGAAGCAUCCAACGUGCUCGUAGGAGAGCUGGAUUUCCUUCGCCAGCCCAUCGUGGCAUUUGUCCGCCUGACCCCGGCUGUCCUCCUCUCGGGCAUGACGGAAGUUCCCAUCCCAACAAGGUUCCUGUUUGUUUUGCUUGGACCAGAAGGCAAAGCCCAUCAGUACCAUGAGAUCGGCAGGUCCAUGGCUACUAUCAUGACGGAUGAGGUUUUCCGUGACGUUGCCUAUAAAGCCGAGAACCGGGCUGACCUCGUGGCCGGCAUCGACGAGUUUCUGGAUCAGGUCACGGUCUUGCCGCCAGGAGAAUGGGAUCCAUCGAUCCGAAUCGAGCCCCCGAAAAACGUCCCUUCGCAGGGAAAAAGGAAGAUGCCAGGAGCUCUCGAUGACAGUGCUUCUCACAGCAAGCCAGAGAAACACAGUGGUCCUGAACUGGAGCGCACGGGAAGGCUCUUUGGAGGUUUGAUCCUGGACGUGAAGCGCAAAGCCCCGUGGUUCUGGAGCGACUUUCGGGAUGGUCUGAGCCUGCAGUGUCUGGCGUCCUUCCUCUUCUGUGCCUGCAUGUCCCCUGUCAUCACCUUCGGGGGACUGCUGGGGGAGGCGACCGACGGCCACAUCAGUGCCAUGGAGUCACUGCUGGGCGCAUCCAUGACCGGCGUGGUGUAUUCCCUCUUUGCUGGCCAACCUCUCACCAUCCUCGGCAGCACUGGACCCGUCCUCGUGUUCGAAAAGAUCCUCUACAAAUUCUGCAAGGAGUACGCGCUCUCCUAUCUCUCUCUGCGGGCCUGCAUCGGGCUGUGGACUGCCUUCUUCUGCAUAGUGCUGGUGGCCACCGACGCCAGCUGUUUGGUGUGCUACAUCACCCGCUUCACCGAAGAAGCCUUCGCCUCCCUCAUCUGCAUCAUCUUCAUCUACGAGGCUCUGGAGAAGCUGAGUCACCUGCGAGAGACCUACCCUGUGCACAUGCACAGCAAGCUCGACUUCCUCACCGUCUACUACUGUAAGUGUGAGGCACCAAGCCAUCCCAGCAAGGCAACCCUGCGUUUCUGGGAGAGCAACGAGAUCAACGUGUCUGGCAUCGCCUGGGAAAACCUCACGGUGACUGAAUGUCGGUAUUUGCAUGGAGAGUUUCACGGACCUGCCUGUGGACGCAAUGGCCCCUACGCGCCUAAUGUCCUCUUCUGGUGCUGCAUCCUCUUCUUCUCCACCUUUGUCCUGUCGAGCUUAUUGAAGAAGUUUAAAAGCAGCCGUUACUUCCCAACCAGAGUGCGGUCCACAAUAAGUGACUUUGCUGUUUUCCUCACCAUCGUCAUCAUGGUGCUCACUGACUUCAUGACUGGGAUCCCGUCACCGAAGCUCCACAUCCCCCAUACGUUCAAGCCUACCAGAGACGACCGCGGGUGGUUCAUCAACCCCAUAGGACCCAACCCUUGGUGGACGGUGGUGGCUGCGCUCAUCCCAGCUCUGCUUUGCACCAUCUUGAUAUUCAUGGACCAGCAGAUCACGGCUCUUAUCGUGAACAGGAAGGAGCACAGGCUGAAGAAAGGAUGCGGGUACCACCUGGACCUCUUCAUGGUGGCCGUGAUGCUGGGGGUGUGCUCCGUGAUGGGGCUGCCGUGGUUUGUGGCUGCGACCGUCCUGUCCAUCACCCACGUGAAUAGCCUCAAAGUAGAGUCUGGCUGCUCAGCUCCAGGAGAACAGCCCAAGUUUCUGGGGAUACGAGAGCAGAGAGUCACUGGCUUGAUGAUCUUUGUGCUCAUGGGCUGCUCAGUCUUCUUCACUUCGGUGUUAAAGUUUAUACCAAUGCCUGUGCUUUAUGGCGUCUUUCUCUACAUGGGUGUGUCGUCGCUCAGAGGAAUUCAGUUCUUCGAUCGCUUGAAGCUGUUUGGGAUGCCGGCGAAACACCAGCCGGAUUUCAUCUACCUGCGGCACGUCCCCUUGCGAAAGGUGCAUUGCUUCACCAUGAUCCAGCUGAUCUGCCUCGUCCUGCUCUGGGCCAUCAAGGUGUCGCGUGCCGCCAUCAUCUUCCCCAUGAUGGUUUUGGCUCUCGUUUUUGUCCGGAAAGUGAUGGAUUUCUGCUUCUCGAAGCGAGAGCUCAGCUUUCUGGAUGACCUUAUGCCAGAAAGCAAGCAGAAGAAGUUGGACGAUGCCAAAAAUGAAGCCAAAGAAGAAGAGGAGUCCCAGAAGGUGAUGGAAGCUGCUGCUGCAAAUUGGGUUCAACUGAAAGUGGGGAAGACCAGCGACUUGGAUAUCCCACAGCAAAGCAGCGACAGGACCGAUCCUUCCGAGAUUAAUAUCUGGGAUGAAAUGUCGAAAACGACCGUGUGGAAGACUCUCCCUAUGAACACAGAAACAGUCUGA
Grus americana (Whooping crane) is the source of this 5523-nucleotide messenger RNA. Its product is annotated as electroneutral sodium bicarbonate exchanger 1-like. Gene Ontology annotation, biological process: regulation of intracellular pH; transmembrane transport; bicarbonate transport. Gene Ontology annotation, molecular function: solute:inorganic anion antiporter activity; sodium:bicarbonate symporter activity; monoatomic anion transmembrane transporter activity. Gene Ontology annotation, cellular component: plasma membrane. Lineage: Eukaryota; Metazoa; Chordata; Aves; Gruiformes; Gruidae. The record is from RefSeq and is a predicted model, not a curated record. The coding region runs from base 1 to 5523 and encodes 1840 amino acids. The transcript is spliced from 36 exons.